CCGAUCACAUGAUUAAAAUUGACGCUAUCAUAAUUUAUAUAUCAGCAUUAUGCGUGAGACGCGAAUGAGACGAUUUCUGCUCUGACUCUGCAAUUUAAUAACACAGGACGUUUAAUUAAAAAAUGGUUAGUCACUUCGGAGAAGUAAUAUUUCCAUCAUCACGAGCAUUUUGGGAUGACGAAGAUGAAUACGAACCAACUGAUAAUACAGAACAUUCUCUGGAAUUAUACGUUCGCUGGUUGAAAGAUAAACCAGAAUGUAUACAAAAGUUCAUUGUAAUAGAAGGAGAUCCAUUAAUUCCAUUUGUGGAACAAUGUUUAUGUCCCAAAAUGGAAGAAGUAUGUAUCAUAGAAAAUGAAAAUCAUAAAAAAGUUUCAGUUAUUUAUCAUAUUGACAAACAAAUAUAUGUGUGUGUAAUUUUACCACUGUUUGAUACAAAAAAUGCUGGAAAAUUUGUAAAUCAGAUAUAUGACUUGUUACUAAGUUCAGAAAACAUAAUUUCAAUAUUGUGUUGUCAUAUAUCGCAAUUUCAAAGUACGAGCGUCCCAGAUUCUGCUUCAUUUUUAAGAAUAUUGGCUACUAAAACGGUGAAUGUUUCAAAAUGUGGAAUUGAGCCAUUGGAACAACCAAAUAUUGUAUUUGGAGUAGGUGCAGGAGUCUUGUCUUAUGCUGAACUUAUUGGCAAACCAGCUAAGUUAUAUAUAUUGUAUAUCGACAGUUUUGUGUUAGAUUCCAAAUGUGCAGAACCAAUUUUACAAGUUUUAACUGAUGAAAUACCUUGUAAAUUACAACCCAAAUUCAAGGAAAAGCCUUUUAGUAAAGGCAAUCUUUACAUGUGAAAUAUUCUAAUUCAUUCUUCCUUUUAUCGAUCAAUAUCUGAAUCAAUCAAGUAUAAAUCAAAUGCUAAUUCUUUUUGUUUUGUCAUAUAUUAAUAGUUAUGUGGAGAAAGAAAAAAGUUAAGAACUGUCGUUUCAUUUAUAGUACAAAAAAAAGUUUAUACAAUUAUAUGCUGUUGAUAACAUCGCAAAUAUACAAUACACACAUACUCAAAAUUUACAAUUAAAUUGGUAAUGUCUUGGAUAA
Molecule: messenger RNA, 1083 nt
Organism: Atta colombica
Lineage: Eukaryota; Metazoa; Arthropoda; Insecta; Hymenoptera; Formicidae
Gene: PSMG1
Product: proteasome assembly chaperone 1
Exons: 6
Coding region: 123-839 (238 amino acids)
Biological process (GO): proteasome core complex assembly
Cellular component (GO): endoplasmic reticulum
Molecular function (GO): proteasome binding
Source: RefSeq, a predicted model, not a curated record